Molecule: messenger RNA, 2628 nt
Organism: Trichoplusia ni (cabbage looper)
Lineage: Eukaryota; Metazoa; Arthropoda; Insecta; Lepidoptera; Noctuidae
Gene: cact
Product: NF-kappa-B inhibitor cactus-like
Exons: 5
Coding region: 306-1355 (349 amino acids)
Molecular function (GO): protein binding
Source: RefSeq, a predicted model, not a curated record
ACACAGAUGGCGUUCAGUUCGCUUUACAACGUUGGAUGAUGCACUCGUGAGUUGAGGAUAAAUAGUGUUUCGUGUGUUUAUCCGAACCGAAUAGUGGAAAUAGUGAAGUGGAGUCUUCAUCAUUCAACACCGCGAUUUGAUCAUUCAUUGCGCAUGCGAUUUCAUUGUUGAACGGUUGUUUACUAGUUUUUACGCGACAAUAUUUUUGGUUUUAAAACAUGAUUUCGCAUAGUUAGUGUUAAAAAUAACACACGUGCAUUCCGAUCGUAACUUUAGUAACAAGUGUGAUUAAAUAAUCCAUCAAAAUGAGUGCGAAAAACACAAGCGAUUUUACCAAGAUUGUGGAGGACGACAACAUCGAUUCUGGUAUUGUGUCGGGACCUUUGGACUUGUAUUCUGGUGAAGUGGAAUCGGAGCCCGAAACCGAGAGUGUGGAAAAGAAAGUGUUGUGUGAUAGUGCAGAGCAGGCCGAUAGCGAGCUCGACAGUGGUAUACUGUGUCAUGUAACGGAGAGCCUGUCGAACGUACAGCUAAGUGACAGCACGAGCGUCGAGCCCAAGUUUGUCUGUAGGCUGUCGCCGCCGUCACAAACAGACCUCCCGCCUCUCGAGAUAUUCUUCCAGCAGGACAGCGAUGGCGACACACAAUUGCACAUAGCAACAGUACACGGCUGCAAGAAGUCAGUGGGUACAUUGAUCAGGGUGUGUCCAAACAAGGCUCUGUUGGACGUCGCCAACGACGACGGGCACACACCGCUGCACCUGGCCGUAAUGGGCGGGAACGCGGUCGUCACCAGGAUGCUGGUGCACGCGGGGCUGUCGCUCGGCGCGCGCGACCGGACAGGAGAGACGCCCCUGCACAAAGCUACAGCAAAAGGACAUAUCGAGUGCUUACAAGCGCUGCUCGCGCCUGUACCAGAAAAUCCACCUAGGAAGCUAGCUUCAGUACUGAACCAAAAGAAUUAUAAUGGACAAGCGUGCGUGCACCUAGCAGCGUCAGCAGGUCACCAAGAAGCUCUCCAGACGUUAGUCUACUACGGAGCCGACAUUAAUGCCGUGGAGAACCUAGCGGGCUGGACGGCGCUGCACAUCGCGGCGCGGCGCGGCGACGCGCGGCUGGCGGCGUGGCUGGCGGCGCGCUGCGCGGGCGUGCAGGCGCGCGCGCGGGACUACGCGGGCCGCACGCCGCGCCGCCUCGCGCGCCGCACGCCCGCCGCCCGCGCCUUCGCCAACCUCUCCGACGACAGCGACUCCGACAGCGACGACGAUGACGAUAUGUACGACAGCGACAGCGAGAGCCUGUUCGAGAGGCUGCGCGAGAGCAUGUCCCCCGCCAACGUGAAGGGCUGCUGCUAGGAGCGCCGCGCCGCCGCCGCCGCACACACCACUAGUAUCGAUAAGCAAGUCGCCACUCUGCGCUGAUGCAGCAACACCCUACCAUACUUACACUCGAACACAAACAACAAAUCAUAAAUGUUUGAUAACAUUUUAUAGUGAUGUUAGUGCAAAUGAAAUAGAUCUGACAUUAAUUUGCUUGCUGUCGAUAUAAUGCAGCUUAGACUGUUUAAAGCUAAACUUUAAACGAGGUUCCUAUUUGCGAUACGUACUUCUGAUGGAUGACACGUAGGUCUUCUUAUUUUAGACGAGACAGUUACUGUAGUUAAUCUGGCCGUAAUUGUUCCUACAAUUAUUCGGUACACGCUUAUCAAUGUAUGUAACUGUCGAUGUGGAGGACGCCAACAUGUAUAAACAAUUAAUAAUGUAGAAAGGAAUAUAGUAUUCGUUUGUUGUAUUCCAAACUUGUCUUAGUAUUCGUGUCAGAUUACUGACAGGAAUAGCUCAAGUUUUAUUUUAGACAGUCUAAGCCUAGUUUUACGAAGAUUUAAUCUUCACUUCUCAUUUGUAAAUAUAACUGAGAGGAGGAGAAGAAAUAUUGUUGAAACGGAAAACGCGGUCCACCGCACGCACGGCUGGGAACUUUCCGGGAACUAUUGUAAUCACGGAAUUAUACGGAUUUGCCCUCUAUUUGUUUCACGGGACGAAUUUAUUGAUGUAUUGAAAUUUAUAGAGUAUACAUAACGCUGAGGAAUAACCCAACACUGCGUACGAUGAAUCAUUGAUUAGUUAUAAGUAUUGUAAGACUCAUGUACAGUUGCGGAAAGAAUGUUAAGUUUAGAAAAUUAUUUAAAUAGUUAAUGUCUGUAAAAAUUGUUAAUUGUAUAUUUAUUUUAGUGUCAAAUAAAUGUUGUUUACGAUAUAUAUUUUGGUAUUUCAUUGUCAUACACCUACUGAUGUUCUUUCCGCGACUGAACAUGUACCAGCAAUAUUGAUGAAAUUAUUCUAUCCCGUAUGAGACACGCUACUCGAAAUGGAUGAUUUGAUGAAUAUUGCAGUUUUGAAAGAAGUGAAGCUGGAAAAUUCAGUUUCUAAGGUUUUAUUAAAUGUUAACAACAAGCCCACAAUAUAUUUAGAAAAAUUAAGCGACCUAAUCGCAUUUAAACUAAAUUGGGUGGAAUUAACGGUUAUGUCAGAACCUUGUGCCUUCUGGGUGAAAAUGUCUUCCUUUGGAUCAUAUGAAGUUACAAAGCAGCUGGUCCAUAGGGCUGGAUCAAUAAAUUAUUCUUAUCUA